AUGGAUAUCCACCGUUGUCGAUUCGUUUCCUACAACCCCCAGGCGAUCAAUUCGCUUGCUUUCUCCCAUCCACCAUCCGCCGAUCUUGCCGGACGCGGCGUGCCUACCCUUCGACUCGCAAUCGGUCGUGCAAACGGCGAUAUCGAGAUAUGGAAUCCUAUGCGCGGCGCAUGGUUCCAGGAGUCGGUUCUGCGCGGAGGCAGAGAUCGCAGUAUUGAAGGUCUUGCUUGGACAUUGGAUCCUUCUGAGGACGGGCCCGAUGGCUCCAAGCAGCCCGGUCAGCUGCGUCUGUUCAGUAUUGGCUACUCUACAGCUGUCACCGAGUGGGAUCUCGAGCAAGGACGUCCGUUGCGUCACUCCAGUGGAAACUACGGCGAAAUCUGGUGUCUUGCUGCUCAGCCAAGGUGGCAGCCUACAAAGCGAGGCAAGGAUGGAAAAUUCCUGCCUCCUGCUGAGGGAGAGUACACUGGCCAGCACCUUGCUGCGGGUUGUGCAGAUGGCUCAAUUGUCAUUCUGUCUACUGCCGAUAAUGAUCUGAAGUUCUUGCGCUUGAUGCGCCCUUCCACGAAGCGAGCUCGAGUGCUCAGCGUUACCUUCCAGAACCGUCAUACUAUCGUUGCGGGCUACGCUGAUAGCUCUAUUCGCUUGUUUGAUAUUCGCAAUGGACAGCAGUUGAGGACGAUAUCGCUCGGUAAGGGACCUACUGGUGGACCUAAGGAACUGCUGGUUUGGUCAGUCAAGUGUCUUCCUGAUGGCACCAUUGUUUCUGGAGACUCAGCAGGUGAAAUUCGAUUCUGGGAUGCCAAGAACUACUCCCUCAUUCAACGGAUACAGAGCCACUUGGCAGAUGUGUUGGAUGUGGCUGUCAGCUCGAACGGUGAUACUGUGAUCAGUGGUGGUGCUGACCAGAGAACCGUCGUCUACCGCAAGCAGGAUGGAGAGAAGGGUGAUAAGAAGUCUCGCUGGGCAGAGCUCAUGCAUCGACGAUACCACUCACACGAUGUCAAGACUUUUGCCGUUUACGAGACUAAGGAUAUCAGCAUUGCCGUGUCAGGAGGACCCGAUGCUACGCCUAUCGUCUUGCCCCUUCGUGAAUUCGGAAAGGAACACCACCGCAAGCUCUCCAACCUGCCUCAAAUUCCUCAACUUACUUCCUCACCCGCCUCUCGUUUGGUCAUGAGCUUCUGGGACAGAGAAAUCAGUCUUUGGCGUGUGUCUAGAGGCCCGACCUCCGUCCAUGAGAAUAUUGAAGGCCAAAGGCAUAGACUGGUUGCCAAGGUUAUGGUUCAGGGCGAAGAAAAUAUCACAUCAGCCGUGCUUUCCUCCGAUGGAAAGAUUCUUGUCGUUGCGACCGUCUCAGACGUGAAGAUGUUUGCCGUUCGCCGACGCAAGAGCGACGAGAAGGGAGGUCUGCGCAUACAGAAGGUUGAUGUCCCCAAGGCACUCUCUGCAGAGGGUGCACGCUUGGUGACCAUCUCCCCUGAUAGUCGCUGGCUCUCGAUUAUUCGCCCCAACAGCGACGUCUACAUGGCCAGAGUUCAACCUGCUUCUGCCACAUCCGAAAAACCCCAAGUAUUAGAGCGUCUUGCUCGCCUCAAGCGUGCUCCACGUCACGUACGACACGAGAAGGCUUCGCAUGGUACUUUGGGUGACUACGAGAGGGCUAUUCGAACUGCCGUCUUCUCCAAUGACAGCAAGGUUCUGGCCACAGGAGAUCUGUCUGGUUGUGUGGAUACCUGGGCAUUGAGUGCUGCUACUGAAUCUAAUACCAAUGGACAAGCCAAGAGCAACGGAGCCUCUGACUCUGAUGACGACUCCUCUGACGAUGAAGAUGAAGAUAUUGCGAUUGAGGGAGAGCGCUGGAGCACAGCUGCUUCCGAGUCCCCGAUUCCUCGAAUGAAGUCCGGCAUUACCCUUCUGUCAUUCCGCCCUCAAAGCACCACCCAGACAACCGGAGAGGACAGACUAAUGGUUCUCACCAGCGAGCACCAGCUCAUCGAGUUUGAGGCUCUCAGCGGCAAGCUUUCAGACUGGUCACGCCGCAACCCCAAGGCCUACCUCCCCGCCGAGUUCCGAGGCGUGAAAGACCGUGCCAUGGGCUGCAUGUGGGAUGUAUUCGAGGGCCGCGAGCGUCUUUGGUUGUACGGAACUUCCUGGCUGUGGAUGUUCGAUCUCUUACAAGAUUUCCCAACUCCCGAAGAAAUCGAAGCUGAGAGCAAACCCUCAGGCCAACUUGUCCAGACCUCAAAGCGCAAGCGCGAUCCCCUCGAGGAUGGCGAUAAUGACCGCAAGAAGCCCAACAGUGGUGCUGGUGACCGGAUGGCUCGUUCGCAGAUGGAUAUUCACCUUGGAACCAAGAUUCGCAAGAUCGUCGGCAGUGACGAGUCCCAAGGCGAGUGGAUCUCGCUAGACCAGGAGCGUCCGCGUGUUCCAGGCGAGGACGAUGAGGCUUAUGAAUAUGACGAGACCUUCGCGAAUGGUAACGAGACCACUCUCGCUCGUCUCCGACGUGGAGACGGAGCGGACGGAGCUGCACAGUCUAGUUCCAAGGACAAAUCAGCCCCUGUCAAUGGACUCGGUGACACACCCAAAAAGCAACAACUUGUUGUGGCUUCUGGAGACUCGAACCAGCCUGCACGGAGGUGGUGGCACACUUACAAGUACCGUGAUAUUCUCGGUAUUGUUCCACUCAACUCCCUGUCAGGCGACCAGCCAGAAGGAAACCUGGAAGUUGCGGUUAUUGAGCGACCUUUGUGGGAUGUUGAGCUCCCUGGUCGUUAUGUUAAGGAUUACGAGUGA
Messenger RNA from Penicillium malachiteum, 2799 nucleotides. It is a transcript of the gene ura7, whose product is annotated as small subunit rRNA maturation protein UTP4. Bases 1 to 2799 code for a protein of 932 amino acids. Gene Ontology annotation, cellular component: 90S preribosome; t-UTP complex; small-subunit processome. The transcript is spliced from 3 exons. Gene Ontology annotation, biological process: maturation of SSU-rRNA from tricistronic rRNA transcript (SSU-rRNA, 5.8S rRNA, LSU-rRNA). The record is from RefSeq and is a predicted model, not a curated record. Gene Ontology annotation, molecular function: RNA binding; protein binding. Lineage: Eukaryota; Fungi; Ascomycota; Eurotiomycetes; Eurotiales; Aspergillaceae.